CCGUCUUUUUGUCGUCGCCAUUUUGGAUUGAGAGUUGGCUCACUUGAAAUAGGUAACGGUAGCUAGCAGCCCGAAUUGACCACCAGUGCAAGUACAAUAAUUACUCAGAGUACGUGUGGUAGUCCUGGCGGUCGUCAGUCUGGGAGUCUUCCUAAGCCCCGCAUCCCUCUGCACCGCCUUUCACUCCUCCAGCUAGCCAGCCAGUAGCGACAGCAAAGCAGAUGUCAGAGCUAACUAGCUAGCAUCGUUAGCUCGCCGUGGAGCCGAGCAUCCGCACCGGCUCCGAGGAGAGCGACCACCAUCGCAGUCUGUUCGUACCCGACCAGCCGGGCAGUGUCUUUUGUUCGCAAAUUUAUGUAGCGAGGAAACCCGUGCGAAGCUAGUCCCCGGACGUAUCUCGAGGAGAGAUGUAUCAGCUUCCAGUGAACAACCUGACACGAAUUAGGAGAGCGAGGAAACAAGUGAAAAGAGCACUUGAAGACAUUGGACUGGAGUACUGCAAGGAGGCAGCUGAGGAGUUCAAAGAGUUUUGUCCUGAUGAGCAAUUUGUAAAGGCUAGUCUUUGCCUUGAUAUCUGUACAUGGGAUCCAUCCUUCUCCAAAACACAGGAAUACAGAUCAAAGCCAUUUUGCUGCACAGAGUGCCCCUUUUCUUCCAAAUACUACUCAGGCUACAAGAAUCACUUCCGCAAUGUACACAGGAAAAUCUUUGAGAGUAAAAUUCUGCUCAACUGUCCAUACUGCACGUUUACGGCUAGCAAGAGAAUUUUGGAGACUCAUGUUAAAAUAUUCCACAUACCCAGCUCAGCGCGGCAGAAGUAUGGAAACCCACAGGGAGCUGCACUGGCAAAGAAGGACAAACUGUUUCUUGACCGGGUCAAGCCGGGAGAUAGUAUGGAGAAAGCAAUGUACUUUUGCAAAAAAUGCUCCUUCCGGGACAGCCUCUACAAUGUGGUGAGAAGGCACAUCUACAGAGAACACUUUCGGCACAUUGUCUCGCCAUAUUUUGCUAUGGUUCCUGAAUCAUCCGUCAAAAAUGGGGCUAAUCCUGUGAAUGGCAACAACAUCCUCUGUAAGCGCUGCCAGUUUUCCACUCGCAGCUACGAGGCUCUAGUACAGCAUGUUGUAGAGUACCACGAGCGCAUUGGUGCUCAAGUAACCACCAUGAUUGGUCACGCCAACAUUAUUGUCUCCAGGCCUCAACCCUUGCCAGUUGCUUCUCAGAAGGCCCCGCUGGUCCUAAGGGGCCAAAAAGUUAGAACUGAUCAAACGGCACAAAAUGUUAUUGGCUAUUUAAAGCCAGUGGCCCCUCCUGCUAAGAAGCAGUCCUCCAUCACAGCCAGUCAGAUACGCGCCACAGUUUCUAGCAACAGCUCAGCGGCUGACAGUAACGCUGCCGGUGUAAACACGGCACAGACCCAGAAGUGGAAGAUUUGUACAGUUUGCAAUGAGCUUUUUCCUGAAAACCUUUACAACGCUCAUUUCGAGAGUGCACACAAGGCGAAGAGAAUUUGGGCACUGGCCAAGUACAUAAUGAAAAUACACAACUUCACCAGCAAGUGUUUGCUUUGCAACCGCUAUCUGCCCAGCGACACCCUGCUGAACCACAUGCUAAUCCACGGGCUCACCUGUCCACAGUGCCACUCUGCUUUCCACAAUGUUGAGAAGAUCAUCGAGCAUGUUGCUCAGUCUCAUCCUGAUGACUUUGUUGGACCCCCUGGUGCAUCGCCCCUGACCUUUGAUCUCACCCUCAAACAAGAUAAGGCCAGUAACGUACAGCUCGUUGUGCUCACUUUUAACAUGAAAGAAUCCAUCAAUGGUAAAGAUCAGUCUGCCCUCGCUCAGAAUAGUGGUCCACCUCAGGGUAAAUUCACCAAUCCCAGAAUCAUUGAAAAGAAAAGUGACCAAUUUCCGAGAAGUUUCUCCGUACUGCCGUACAAGAGUGAAGUUGGGAAGACUCUGUGUCCGCUGUGUUUCACCAUCAUCAAAGGUCCCAUCUCAGACUCUUUGGCCAUGCAUCUGAGGGAGAGACACCAAGUGCUCCAAACAAUGCACCCCGUUGAAAAAAAGAUGACCUACAAGUGCAUUCAUUGCCUGGGAGUGUACACUAGUAACAUGGUUGCCUCCACAAUCACGCUGCAUCUUGUGCAGUGCAGGGCGGUAGGUAGGAACCAGGCAGGCCAAGGCUUCAAGUCUGCCUUGACUCUCAACUCGUCGGGGGCCGGCUUUCUCAAAAGGCAGCCACCCACGCAGGCCAUGUCCAACCCCAAGAAGAUGAAACUGAGCAAGGAGUCAAAGGUUUCCUCCACAACUGUUGGGAAUCCGUCUGAUGGCCUCGCUCUGGAUCCCAGAAGCUAUGAGCACAAGACGUACGAGGCCAGGAAAGAGUUCCUGACUUCCUACUUCAACCGGCGACCGUACCUCUCUUCUCAAGAAGAGGAGAAGCUCUCUGCGAGUCUGUGGCUCUGGAAAUCUGACAUCGCUAGUCACUUUGCAAACAAGCGAAGGAUGUGUGAGAGACAAUGUCAGACCAAGAAGCUGUCGGUGCUGCUCGGCUUCGACAUGUACGCUCUGAACAAAGUGAAGCACGACUUGCUCUUUGUGGAGAGCACGCUUGAUGCCACCUCGACAGGGAGAUCUGGAGGCCUCAAGUCUGGCACUCCAAGCACAGGCCAAAACAAGCAGGGUGAGACCCUAAACUGCACCUUGAAACUCAAUACAUGCGCAGAGACGAUUUCCAUUGACUCAGACAGUGAGCCAGAAACAGAGAACGGACCUACUGAGAACGGACCUACUGAGAACCGACCUGCUGAGAACGGAAGCGUUGACACAAACCAAGACGAGAAUGUAACAUCUGAGGAGGCAGCAAACCUGAAUGAAGAGACGGAACCUUUGAUCACGGCCGAGUCCUCCACAGAGAACGAGAACGCUUUGCAAGAUGGGAACGUAAAUGCUUUGACGACUUCCUGUUAGUGACCCCCGCUUAGCGGUGUGUCUUGGUUGAGAGACGGUGUAUAAAUCAAGAUGGAGAAAGGGGGAAAAAGGAUGUCUACAAAUCAACAAGUGGUUGGGCAAAUGGCAUGUGACAAAAACGUUUCGGUUCUAGACGUUGACCUAGUUCCAGUGCUGGAGAAAAGGAAGAAGAAGUUACAGUAUAGUGCAUAAAUAUGGCAUAUGUAAGUGACAUUGUAUAUAUGUUAGCCUUUCCUCUUUGUUAGUUUCUUCAUGCAAUCUAUUAUUCACUUUUAAUUGUCACCAAAUUUAUGAAAUCAUAAUGCCUCCUUCCCCACUUCCAUGUGUUUUUGGUUUUUUUUUUUCUUUUUCCUCCUGACAAAGAACUGUAUCAUAUUGUCAUUUCACAUUUAGAACGUGUAGGAUAUGCUAAUCGCUUAUGUACAUGUUUUAGUAAAUAUGUUUGAUUAAUAAAAACAUUUGAUUUUUUUUCUUUCCCUA
This is a messenger RNA of Cyclopterus lumpus (lumpfish), 3452 nucleotides long. It is a transcript of the gene adnpa, whose product is annotated as activity-dependent neuroprotector homeobox a. NCBI's taxonomy places the organism in Eukaryota, Metazoa, Chordata, Actinopteri, Perciformes, Cyclopteridae. Gene Ontology annotation, molecular function: DNA binding. Gene Ontology annotation, cellular component: nucleus. The record is from RefSeq and is a predicted model, not a curated record. The transcript is spliced from 4 exons. The coding region runs from base 408 to 2972 and encodes 854 amino acids. Gene Ontology annotation, biological process: regulation of gene expression.